AUGCGUACCAAAUCCACUCUCUUAUUUGCGCUGGCCGCACUCUCCGCUACCGUCCUUGCCAGCCCCAUCCAUACCUCCAAGCUUGAGAUCGCCACCACUGAACCUCUUGUCAAUAGACAAGUCUCUGUUUCCGACGAGGAGCUUGCCGAGAUUAUGGCUGCGAAUGAGGCGAACCAUGACGGAGAGGCAUAUGACAAGCGACAAGUCUCUGUUUCUGAUGAGGAGCUUGCUGAAAUUAUGGCUCUGAAUGAGGCGAAUCAUGAUGGAGAGGCAUAUGACAAGCGACAAGUCUCUGUUUCUGAUGAGGAGCUUGCUGAGAUUAUGGCUCUGAAUGAGGCGAAUCAUGAUGGAGAGGCAUAUGACAAGAGACAAGUCUCUGUUUCCGACGAGGAGCUUGCCGAGAUUAUGGCUCUGAAUGAGGCAAACCACGACGGAGAGGCUGAAGAUUAG
Molecule: messenger RNA, 450 nt
Organism: Hymenoscyphus albidus
Lineage: Eukaryota; Fungi; Ascomycota; Leotiomycetes; Helotiales; Helotiaceae
Source: the annotation of a GenBank genome assembly